Dimorphilus gyrociliatus is the source of this 1238-nucleotide messenger RNA. The record is from the annotation of a GenBank genome assembly. NCBI's taxonomy places the organism in Eukaryota, Metazoa, Annelida, Polychaeta, Dinophilidae.
AUAAAAGCUAAGAGAAGAGCAAUGAGAAAAACUUCUUUACCUAUUUUAAUUUUAUUUAUAGUUGUACUAGUUACGUUCUUAUCAUAUAAUUUUAAAGAAGAUGUAAAAAGGAAUACUAAAGAUAAGGCUUUUGUAAAAGUUGAUAAAGAAAACGAUGGAAGAGACAAGAAAAUCGGUCUGAAGUCGCCUGAAGGUAGAAUAACAUCUUUACUAGAAAAGUCAAACCAUAGUUUAGUCCCAAAUAUUGUUCAUUAUGUAUGGUUCUCUGUUGAUGAACGGUUGAAAUUUCACCAAAUGAUUAGUAUCCGUUCAGCAUAUUUAUUUAUUAAACCGGAAAUGAUUAUUUUACAUUGUGAUAACGAACCUGUAGGUCGUUGGUGGAAAUAUGUUAAGAAUUUUGUAAAAACUUUGAUAAUAAGAAAGACAACCCCUCCCAGGGAAAUUCUAGGAAAGAGGCUAGUCAAAGUAGAACAUCAAUCUGAUAUUGCAAGAAUCCAAAUAUUACAGCAGUAUGGAGGAAUUUAUUUGGAUUUUGACGUAAUAGCUUUAAAAUCAUUCAAAAAUUUACGAUAUUAUAAUUUUACUAUGGGAUUAGAAUAUUUCGGGACUCCUGGGAGAUUAAACAACGGGAUAAUUAUAUCUGAGAGAAACGCAACUUUCCUUCGAAUGUGGUUAGACAGCUAUAAAACAUUCAAUCCUUCCGAAUGGGAUGAGCAUGAUUGUCAAGAACCUUAUAAAUUAAUGUUUAAAUAUCCACACCUUGUUCAUAUUGAGGAGAAGACUCUAAAUUAUCCUUCUGGAAAGCCUACUGAAUUAAAACUAAUUUAUGAAGGUCUUUAUAAUUGGACUGCCAAUUAUGCAAUUCACACUUGGUAUAGAUUAUACGAAUUAGAACAUGGCCCAGAUUCAAUUAAAACAAUGAAUACUACUUACGGAGAAAUCUGUAGAUUGAUCUAUUAUGGAAAUUCAACUUUAAUUAAGCCAAAAACUCGGUUAAAGGGUUAGUCAACGACUGGGUAUUCUAUUUCUGGACAUCGUAAUAGAAUCUAUCUAAAAUUAUCUGGUAAUUAUAGAUUAAUUUUUUACCUGGGAAUAUAAUAUAAUAUGCUUUAAAAGCGAUUUUCUUGGAAAACUACUCAAAAGAGCACAGUUAUUUUUAAAGAUGUUUGUCCUUAAAGUUCAAAUGUUUGUUGAAGGAAAAAAGAUUCUAUUUACAAUUGCAACAUACUGUAUAUUAU